AUGGCACCUCCGAGCCCAUCUAUACAUACAAGGCCAGAUCAAAACAUAGAAUAUACAUGGGCUAUCCCACCAUUACAACCGAGUGUAGUAUCCAACUCAUGUUCGCAUGCCCGGCUUUCUGCAGACGUUGGCGCCGUCUCAUUCUACGAUACCACUCUAUAUUCCAUAACCACUCCAACAUUACUUUCCUACUCCUUUUCCGGUUCCAAGUCUCAAAGUGCCAAGUUUGAGGAUAGACGUAGAGCAAAAGACGCGCUUCUAGACAGCAGACAAUUCCCGGUUGGACUGACGGUACAACUCGAUCAUCAAAUCACUACUUUUGUAAGAAUUUCUCAACGAAAAGUUGGCAGCGAAAAUGAGGAUGGAGAGCCAGCCAGAUUUCCGCAUUCGUUGCAAAAACACUCAUUUUGGGAUGACUGGCUAAUAGAGUCUGGAGUGGAAGUCACACGACAAGGUAAAGUGCGGACCAACCGCCAUUCAAGAUCAGAUAUGGAUACAGAAUAUAGAGACUAUCCCAUAAGGAUGGAGCCAAUUCCAUCGAGGCGCUAUGGAUUCGAAUUAGAUACAGAACCUGGAGAUGAGCAGGAAAUGAACCGUCAAGGUCCCCAGGAUUCGGCUAUAGAGAAAGCUUUAAGUUCCAGUUCCGGAAAUAAAUCCAAGGCAAAAGACGCGCUUAGACCUCAACAAACGAUUCCUGGCGGACUGAUGGUACACUUUGACCAUCAAUUCACCACCUUUGUAGGAAUCCCUCAAGCAAAAGAAACUUAUGGGCGAAAAGACAAAGAGUAUUUGGCUUGGAAGAGGUUUGGUCGAAAAUACCAUGUGCACGAGGCAACUCUCAGAAUUCUCGCAAAGCUAAAAUGCAGAAUAGACGUAGACUGUACUGCUGGUCAACAUACACAAGAUAGACUCGAGGUCAUAAAUCAUCUGCCGCCUACUAUUCCCUCUGAAACAGAUAGACGAACCAGGAAUUUGCUAGGUCAGCGCCUAGACGAGACUAUGGUUUAUCUAAGUGAUAAUGGUAUCCAUACCACAUCAACGCCUUCAUCACCUUCAACGGCUCGUCAAUGCUCUCUGUCCACUCGAUAUAAGCCACCGCUCCAAUCCGACGCGCCGCUGCCUCUCCCUCCUCUCUCGAGAUUAAACGAACCUGUUCAUUCGUCGACACUGUUUGCUGUGAACGUGAUUGCAUCUCCAAAUAUACUUCCGAAAGAAUAG
This is a messenger RNA of Acaulospora colombiana, 1218 nucleotides long. The record is from the annotation of a GenBank genome assembly. Lineage: Eukaryota; Fungi; Glomeromycota; Glomeromycetes; Diversisporales; Acaulosporaceae.